GUCAAAUCAUGUCCAACGUUGCUAAUUGUGUCCUACAUAGAUAAGCCAUAACUGACAAAGCAAUUCUUCCCUCGGACCAUGAAACAGCUGCUCUUUCUUCUCUUGAAUUUAUCCAGUACGCUUGCUGUACUGAAAUUUGCUUCAUACUAUGCUGAUCAUAUGGUUCUUCAAAGAGGUCCCCAGAGGGCGAUAGUCUGGGGCCAUGCUGCAACGAUAGGUGACGAGGUUACAGUCACGGUCAGUGGAAAAGGAGAGGUCAAGGUCAAUGUUGUGAGGGACCCAAAUGGAAAUGAGGGUUUAUGGAAGGCUAAACUGCCAGCUAUAACUGACCCUGGUCCCUUCACCUUGACGGCGUCAUCAUCAGAGGGGGACUUAACUCUAACAGACGUCAUGUUUGGUGACGUAUGGGUAUGCUCUGGACAGAGUAAUAUGGUGUUUACAAUGGGUAAGGUCAUUAACUCAUCUGCGGAAAUUGCAGAAACUCUAAAGUUCAAGACCAUAAGAAUCCUACAGACAUCACAGGUGGAAUCAACCACGCCCCUGGAAGACAUACAGAGAAUAGCCACCCAGUGGACUGAGCCGACUGAUGCCACUGUAUCCUCCUUCUCCGCCGUGUGUAUGCUGUUUGGGGAGUACCUAUUUCCAAACAGGAACUACCCUCUUGGGCUGAUCGACUCGGCAUGGGGUGGGACGCCUAUUGAAGCCUGGUCCUCUCCUGACGCCAUUGCCAAAUGUCCUACAUCCAAUAUAAGAGGCCCAGGUGAAAAAUCUGUAUUGUGGAAUGCUAUGAUCAACCCGUUUCUCGACAUGACCAUUUUUGGUGCCUUAUGGUAUCAAGGGGAGGCCAAUGCGGGGAAUCCAGAUCUGUAUGAAUGUCGGUUUCCUGCCAUGAUAAAUGAUUGGAGAGAAAAAUUUCAUGCUAGUUCAGAACAGGAGACAGAUAUCCAGUUUCCUUUCGGAUUUGUUCAGCUUGCUCCAAAUGCCAAAUCGACGGAUGUUGGAACUUUCCCUGCGCUAAGGUGGUCUCAAACUGCAGAUGUUGGUUUUGUCCCUAAUGAGAAGAUGCCAAAAACAUUCAUGGCUGUAGCCAUUGACCUACCUGAUUAUGACUCUCCCUUUGGGUCAAUCCAUCCACGGUAUAAGCAGGAUGUCGCCUCCCGUCUGGUUCUUGGGGCCAGAGCGGUCGCCUAUGGAGAAGAAGGGGUUAAGUUUCAGGGUCCUCUCCCUCAAACAGUCAGCCUUAACAAUGUCAAUAACGUCCUUAAUGUGAACUACGGAGACGAUAGUCCUAUAAAGGUUCUUGGCAACAACGGUUUUGAGGUGUGCUGUUCUAGCAGUAGUACAACCGAAUGCGCAGACUCGGAUGAGUGGGUGGCUGCACCAAUCACAGACCAAGACACAAACUCCGUAUCGGUAUCCGUAGCUGGCUGUGAGAGCAAGUCACCAGUUGGUCUCCGAUAUGAAUGGCGCACUAGUCCCUGUGAUCUCAAGGAUUGUGCUAUAUAUGGUAGUGAUACAGAUUUGCCAGCUCCACCCUACAUCAAAACGAGAGGGUUUUAGACAAGGAUAAACACAUUAGUCGUUCAUACUGAUUAUCAUGAAUACAAGUGUUUACAUUGCA
This is a messenger RNA of Haliotis rufescens (red abalone), 1621 nucleotides long. Its product is annotated as sialate O-acetylesterase-like. Gene Ontology annotation, molecular function: sialate O-acetylesterase activity. Gene Ontology annotation, biological process: carbohydrate metabolic process. Bases 79 to 1560 code for a protein of 493 amino acids. Lineage: Eukaryota; Metazoa; Mollusca; Gastropoda; Lepetellida; Haliotidae. The transcript has 9 exons. The record is from RefSeq and is a predicted model, not a curated record.